Messenger RNA from Salvia splendens (bonfire salvia), 1077 nucleotides. RefSeq names its product actin-11-like. Bases 10 to 1077 code for a protein of 355 amino acids. The transcript has 4 exons. The record is from RefSeq and is a predicted model, not a curated record. Lineage: Eukaryota; Viridiplantae; Streptophyta; Magnoliopsida; Lamiales; Lamiaceae.
UAAAUCAAGAUGGGGGAAGGAGAGGCUAUUCAAGCCCUUGUUAUUGACAACGGUUCCAGUAGUGUAAAGGCCGGCUUUGGUGGUGAAGAAGCUCCGAAGGCAGUGUUCCCGAGCAUUGUAGGGCGGGAGGGGAAUGAUGUUUAUGUAGGGGAUGAAGCUGAGUCGAGACGAGAUGUUGUCACGUUGAAUCACCCCAUCGAGCGUGGUAUAGUGCGCGACUGGGACGACAUGGAGAAGAUCUGGCACCACACGUUCUACAACGAGCUCCGUGUUGCCCCUGAAGAGCACCAUGUUAUGCUCACCGAGGCACCUCUCCAUAAUAUGGCUAAUAGAGAGAAAAUGACUCAAAUCAUGUUCGACACCUUCAACGUCCCGGCCUUGUACGUUGCUAACCAGGCCGUCCUCGCACUUUAUGCCACUGGUCGCACCACAGGUAUGGUGGUAGAGUGUGGUGAAGGUGUGAGCCACGCGGUUCCUAUAUACGACGAUUAUGCGCUUCCCCAAGCUAUAUUGAGGCUGAAUCUCGGCGGCCGUGAUCUCGAUGCGUAUCUCAUGACUAGCCACACAUCCACUGCGCCAGAAAUUGUCCGCGAUGUGAAGGAGAAGCUCGCCUUCGUUGCACUUGAUUUCGACAAGGAAACUGAAACUAACAACAGCUCCAAGAGCUAUGAGCUUCCCGAUGGUGAGGUGAUGACGGUUGGCGCUGAGAGGUUCGGGUGCCCGGAGGCGCUGUUCCAGCCGUCACUGAUUGGAAAGGAAGAUGUUGUUGGAAUCCACGAAAUGACCUACGACUCCAUCAUGAAAUGUGACAUAGAUAUGAGGAAGGAUCUGUAUGGACACAUCAUUCUCAGCGGCGGAUCCACCAUGUUCCCGGGCUUCGCGGACAGGAUGAGCAAGGAGAUGAAGGCUCUUGCUCCGACCAGCAUGGAGAUCAAGGUGGUCGCCCCCCCUGAGAGGAUGUAUAGCGUCUGGAAGGGAGGAUCCAUCCUAGCAUCUUCUUCACGCCCUCAGAUGUGGAUAACAAAGGCAGAUUACGAGGAGUCGGGUGCUAAGAUUGUUCACAACAAGUGCUACUAA